UUUGUGACGAGCACCACGAGCACCCAGUGACCUCCAGUAGCAGCGCCGCGCCAACAUCAUGUCGACAAGCACUAUGAGCGCCGGUCACCGCGCCUCACCCACCACCGCCAGAGCGACCGCCUGUCGAAAGCGCCGUCGAAGCUGCUCUCCUACUCCCACUCUCACCCCACCGCUGUCCCCGGCAAUCCUCAAAUCUGGCCACCAGGACAGCUCGCGACCGCUUAAGCGUAUGCGCGCACGAGCUGAUUACCCAAGCGAGAUCUUUGUCGACACUCCUGCCGCCACACCCUCUGUCCACACUGCCACGGCUACCACACUACCAACCAGGACAGACGCUUCACCACUCACUCCACCACCGCUUUCCCGUUCGCCUCCUCCUCCUCCGCCUCUUUCUAGCGGCAGUCUCGAGCACGCAGCUUUUGCUGCAAACAAUCCCAACUUCGGCGAACUCGUUAUGGACGCCUACAUUGCCAACAUGCGCCGACACAAGCAGCAGGACGCCGCCUUCGCGCGCAUUCAACAUUCUUGUCGUGUGACAAAAUACGGCGCCGAGCUAGCCAAAGCCUAUACUCCGGGUUCGACGCCGCCGUCCGCGCGAGAGAAAUAUCGAGAAUGGAUGAUGGAGGAGAGAUACACAGGCUCAUUUACCCCUUCUCGGCGUCUGGACCAUGUCCAAUCAUCCGACGACGACAACGGCGCUCAAACGCCUGCGUCGGAUGUUGUUGACUCGCCGCCCGCACAUGUAGUGGAAGAUGAAGAGGAAGGACAUAGGGAGGAGCAAUCGCACACGCUCGCUGCCAAAUCUGUCUGUGCGAGCGCCCGCAGGAAUUGCAACAGCAAAAGCGACCUGGACGCUUUGUCGCGGUGCAGCGGUAGUGGAAAGCUGACAUUGGAUGUCGACAAAGAGGUGCAUUAGGGAGGGAUAGGUAUGAGGAGAGGAUUGUUGCCAAGCGUACAUGAAUUUGACAGGCUGGUUGAGUUGUUGCUUGCUCUUCCCGUUUGCUGCUGCUGGGGCUGGUUCUGUGUGAAGAAGCUGCGGGUAUCACUUCGGCUGCCGGCCGCAUAUCUCGUUACUGCUCUACGACUGUACCUGGAAUCCAAGUAGAACUGUACUGCUAUGCCUCACGUUGGCACGACGCAUAUGGCUGCGGUUGUAGACAGCCGCUAUCGAGCUGUGGAACAUUGCCUUGGCCGUCUGG
Messenger RNA from Pseudocercospora fijiensis CIRAD86, 1199 nucleotides. RefSeq lists its product as uncharacterized. The transcript has a single exon. The record is from RefSeq and is a predicted model, not a curated record. Bases 59 to 916 code for a protein of 285 amino acids. Lineage: Eukaryota; Fungi; Ascomycota; Dothideomycetes; Mycosphaerellales; Mycosphaerellaceae.